Molecule: messenger RNA, 1088 nt
Organism: Artibeus jamaicensis (Jamaican fruit-eating bat)
Lineage: Eukaryota; Metazoa; Chordata; Mammalia; Chiroptera; Phyllostomidae
Gene: PLEKHJ1
Product: pleckstrin homology domain containing J1
Exons: 6
Coding region: 140-589 (149 amino acids)
Biological process (GO): endosome organization; receptor recycling; retrograde transport, endosome to Golgi
Cellular component (GO): trans-Golgi network; recycling endosome; early endosome
Source: RefSeq, a predicted model, not a curated record
UAGAUAGGAGUCGGGGACUGCGCAGGCGCAAUAGCUUAGGGAGCGCUUCCGGGAAAGCCCUAUGGAAAUUUUUUUGGUGUAAGUGGGGACGGUGGCCGGGAGGUCGCUGCGCACCCUCCGCGUUCGGGCUCGGGGCGCCAUGCGCUACAACGAGAAGGAACUGCAGGCGUUGUCCCGGCAGCCGGCCGACUUAGCGGCCGAACUUGGCAUGCGGGGCCCCAAGAAGGGCAGCGCGGUGAAGCGGAGGCUGGUGAAACUGGUGGUCAAUUUCCUCUUCUACUUCCGGACUGACGAGGCCGAGCCCGUCGGAGCCCUGCUGCUGGAGCACUGCAGAGUCACCCAUGAAGAACCCACCGGCUUCUCUAUCAGCUUCAUCGAGGAUCCGGAGAGGAAGUAUCACUUUGAGUGCUGCAGUGAGGAGCAGUGUCAGGAGUGGAUGGGGGCUCUGCGUCGAGCCAGCUAUGAGUUCAUGCGCAGGAGCGUCAUCUUCUACAGGAAUGAAAUCCAGAAGAUGACUGGCAAGGACCCCCUGGAACAGUUCGGCAUAUCGGAGGAGGCCCGGUUCCAGCUCAGUGGCUUGAAGGCAUGAGUCUAGGGUUGGGCUUGGGCUCCUCACCUUGACUCACUGGGACCUGAAAGAGCCCUCCCCAUCCUUGCCAGGCUCUGGGUUUCCUGGCCAAACCUGGAUUUUCAAAGUGAGGUGUUUUGGCAUAAAGACUUCAGUAACUCAAGGCUCAUGAGGGUGGGCAGAGGCUGUGCCUUGGGACCCAUCAGAUUAGUCCAGCACCUCUCAGUGCCACAUGCUGCUGCUAGGAGACGAGUGUCUACUCCCAGGAACUGUGCCUGGCUUCUGGGGCUCGUCCAUCUAGGGCCCGGUGGGUGCUGGAGGCCGGCGCAGCUCUCUUGCCCUGUGCAGGCUGAAUGUAUGAAGCUCGAUAAAGCUGUGAAGGGCGCGGGGGCCGCGCUUCCUGGACUGCUGUGAAUUCUGCUGAGUGCCAGGACCCAGCCAACACCUUUGGACAGAGCUGGAAGCUUCUGCUCUCGAGCUGGCAUGCUUGUUCUGUUCAAAUAAAGGUACCUCUUUUCCA